AUAAGCCACAUACAUGAUAUACGUUGGAUGUAUAAGACUGCAUGAUAUCAGCACUUCUUUAAAAUGUUAUGGAUAUAUGUGAACUUUGGAAGUGAGCAUUUUUUCUCCCUAACAAGGUUAUCGUUUCUUAAAGUGCUAUACCAUCUAUUAAAUUGAUGUAACAGGAUCCAGUUCCUCAAUAGCUGAAGUUUAUCAACACCAGAUUGAUACAAUGAUAAGGAGAUGGUGCCGCAGAAAACGUGUUCCGUCUAUCUUACUCUCGACGUUGAUGGCGCUAGGCUACAUCUUCCUCAGACUACAUGCAUUGCAUGUUCCAGAAAAGCAACAUCCUGCAAAGAAGAAAACAAGUGCCUCUGAAACAACUCAUUUGACAACAUCACCCAUAUCACCAGUUCGGUUCAACAUCCGGUACAAACUCAACAUAUCGAAUGACGGACCAAUCGUCCUCAUUACAAGCAACAAAGCGUUCAUGGACUUUGCAGAGAACUGGCUGGAGAGUGUCCACCGCCUGGGAAUCCGUCCGAAUAUCCUCGCAAUCUCUGAGGACAUAGUGGCCUACAGGACUUUCCUGAGGUAUCCCAACGUGACAACCGUCAUGACGCAACGAGCCGCCUCGCCGCAGAAGACGCUAGCCUACCUCUCGCACGAGUACAACGUUCUCAUCAACAAGCGACCCGUGUACAUCUACAGGCUCCUAGCCAAGGGCAGGGAUGUAUUGUUCAGUGAUGUCGACAUCGUGUGGCUUGCGGAUCCAUUCCCGCACCUCGAGGGCGACUACGACGUGGUGCUUCAGGAAGAUCUGCAUAAUCCGAAAGUUGUCUAUUGCGCGGGGUUCAUCUUCUUCCGCGCGACCAAUGCAUCACGAGCGUUCGUCGGGGAAUGGAUCAGCCGUAUCCACAAGGCAAGGGAUAACGUACCCGAUCAGAGAUUGUUAAACCAACUCAUAGGGGAAAACUUUGGGAAUCUGAGGAUCAAAGUUCUUGAUUCGUCUCUCUUUCCGAACGGAAAGCUUUACUUUGAUGACGAGUGGAGAAGGCGGCAAACCGCAAAACCUGUGAUAGUCCAUAAUAACUGGAUUGAAGACCACGAAGAGAAAGUACGGAGAUUUGAGAAACAUAGUUUCUGGUACUUAUGAAACAUAACUGUGUUAUCCAUCUUUAUUUAUUUCAAGAAAUAAAUGGCAAAAAACAUUUUAA
Lytechinus pictus (painted urchin) is the source of this 1196-nucleotide messenger RNA. RefSeq lists its product as uncharacterized. Lineage: Eukaryota; Metazoa; Echinodermata; Echinoidea; Temnopleuroida; Toxopneustidae. The record is from RefSeq and is a predicted model, not a curated record. The transcript has 4 exons. The coding region runs from base 212 to 1135 and encodes 307 amino acids. Gene Ontology annotation, molecular function: glycosyltransferase activity. Gene Ontology annotation, cellular component: Golgi apparatus.